AGAAGAGAAGGGCUCAGACUAGCAUAGCAUAAUACUCCUCGCUUCAGCAGAGCGACAAUUCUUGUUUGGUUGAGAACAACACCAAAAUGUUGAAAGAGUUGGUAAGGGAGCGAUUGAUUGCGGCCGCCGAUGACAUCUACGUGCUUUUUGAAACAACCAUGGCGUCGUACAAAGAGCAACUUUGUCGAGCGAGGGAGGAGACAGAGCGUCAUCGACGGCAACUGGAAGCUGUUUGCAAGGCACAAAUUGUCGUACGUGUCGAAGACGUUGAGCAGCUGCUUGGUCGUCAGGAUGAACUUUCCGACGUAAAGUGGAGGAGCUCUAGUUUGGAGCACGAGUAUCCCCAGUUCCCUCACAUUAAAGAGGAGGAGGAGGAGGCCGGUAUCAGCGGGGCAACCUCCGCGGAGAGUGACAACGAGGGAGUUGAACCACCUGAAUGGUCGCAGCAAGAGGAGGAGGAGGAGGCCGGUAUCAGCAGGGCAACCUCCGCGGAGAGUGACAACGAGGGAGUUGAUCCACCUGAAUGGUCGCAGCUUCAUCAUGGCAGUCUGCGUGGAAGACCACUACCAGACAAUCUCUUAACUCUACUGUCAGAUGGUCACCCCCUGGAGGAACCUUUGGGGAGCGGGACAAAUUGCGAAGACCUGCAGCAGCUGAUUGGCGAUCAGGAGGAACUUCCCUCUCAGCCGCUGUGGGGGCUGUCCGGUUUGGAGCUGGAGCAUCUACAACACCCCCACUUUGAAGAGGAGGCUGACGUCUGUAAGUUGCCACUGACCGGCGUCGCUGUGAAAAGUGAAGACGAAGCACCCGAGUGGUCGCAACUUCAUGGUCGCAGUCCAGGCGAAGACCGCCGUGGCGGAUUGCCGCAAGGCAAUCUCUUAGCGCCAAUGUCAGACAGCGACGAUAACGGAGAAGCUUUGAGAAGCGACACUGACUGCGAAAGCGACGACAAAGGAUCGCAAGGCCCUGACAAGAAAGGUUCUCGGAAACGCAAGAAGCGUCCCACGCUUAAAGAGCAUUUCAGCUGCUCGGUUUGCGGUAAACGUUUUACUUGUAAGUCACAUUGGAUGAGACACACGAAAACCCAUACAGGAGAAAAAUCCUUUUGUUGCUCGGUUUGUGGAAAGACAUUUUCUCGAAAGGAACAUGUGGAAUUACACAUGCGAACGCACACGGGAGAAAAACCCUUCCGAUGCUCAAUUUGCAGCGCAACAUUUUCUGUCAAACAAAGUAUGAAAAAACACAUGCGAAGGCACACGGGAGAAAAACCCUUUAGUUGCUCCUUUUGCAGAGCGACCUUUUCCCGGAAAGAAAGUCUGGAUAAACACAUGAGAGUUCACACGGGAGAAAAACCCUUUAGUUGCUCAGUUUGUGGCGGAAGCUUUGCUCAAAGGUCCAAUAUGACCAGACAUAUGCAGAUACACAAAAAAGCUGAAUAAAUCUUUGACAGGAGUCCCCACAAAAGCACAAUAUUCAAAGCAGACCAGCUUUUGUUUUUAUUGAAUUUUAUGAACUUUUUACGCGGCCUGUGAAAGAUUGAUCCAAUUUGUCCUUGUAUUCUAUUUGCUCGCGCCUUGUCCACACGUCUAAUAGUUGCUUUGUAUUUUUAAACAAUCUUACAUUAUUAGUCAUGUUUUCAUCUGGUAGCUUAGCAUGUAGCUUGUUGAAAGUCCUCGAGCACAGGUGUUAAACUAAAAGCAAAUCGUGUCUGUCAACUUUCACAACACUCGCUAAAAUCUGUACCAAAAGGUUUAUCAUGUAAUAACGUUGAGAUUUUUUUUUUGUGCACAUUAGGUCUAUUGCAAAUCCUGAAGGGCCACAAAUAUAUUAAUAAAUCAAAUGUUGAUUUCUCACGGAUGGGCAAGCCAAAUGCAAUAAUACUGUCAUAUUCCAAACAAAAUGUCAAAGCAAUGUUAAUGUUCGAAACAAAAUGCUGACCGAAGAAAAUGUCAUUUCCAUGUUGACAAAAAACAAUAAAAAGGUUUGAUUGAUAAAAGA
Messenger RNA from Syngnathus typhle (broad-nosed pipefish), 1998 nucleotides. RefSeq names its product zinc finger protein 771-like. The record is from RefSeq and is a predicted model, not a curated record. Bases 87 to 1439 code for a protein of 450 amino acids. Gene Ontology annotation, biological process: regulation of transcription by RNA polymerase II. Gene Ontology annotation, molecular function: DNA-binding transcription factor activity; RNA polymerase II cis-regulatory region sequence-specific DNA binding. The transcript has 3 exons. NCBI's taxonomy places the organism in Eukaryota, Metazoa, Chordata, Actinopteri, Syngnathiformes, Syngnathidae.